Paramecium tetraurelia is the source of this 1053-nucleotide messenger RNA. RefSeq lists its product as uncharacterized. Lineage: Eukaryota; Ciliophora; Oligohymenophorea; Peniculida; Parameciidae. The transcript is spliced from 11 exons. The record is from RefSeq and is a predicted model, not a curated record. Gene Ontology annotation, molecular function: protein binding.
AUGUAGUAGGAUCCUAGAAUAUUUUUUUAUUAACUGUGUAUGGAACAAAUUACAUUUAAUAAAGCUAUUGAAUUAUUAAAUUAAGCAAUUUAGUUGAAUUAAACUGAUAUUUACUUCUAUGGAAUAAAAUCUAUAUAUUUAGAAUAGAUUGGAUUAAUAUAAGAGAGUAUUGAUUGCUGGGAUUAAGGAAUUGUAAAUAAUUAAAAUAAUAUAUUAUAUUACAUCGAGAAGGCUAAGACUUUAGAGAAGAAUGGAAAAUUAAAUGAAAUUAUCGAAUGUUGGGAUUAAGGAAUCAAAAUCAAUUAUGAAAAUCCAAAUUUUUAUUGCUAUAUUAUUAAGGCAUUAUAAAAGUAAAAUAGAUUUGAGGAAAUUAUAAUCUAUUGUGAUAAAAUCAUUUCAUAGAAUUCAUAGGCUAUGGAAUUUUUUAGCAAUAAAGCUUGGGCUUUAAAAAAACUGAAAAGAUAUGAUUAAGUUAUAGAAUGUUGGGCUUAAGCAGUAGAAAUUCAUUAAUCUUAUGUACAUUUUUUGGGUUAACAUGCUAAUGCAUUAAAAAGGUAGAAUAGAAUCGAAGAAGCAUUAGAAAAAUUAAAUUAAGGAAUAUUGAAGAAUUUACACAAUAUUUGUUUUUAUAUUGCGAAAGCAUAAUUCUUAGCUGAAUUGUAGAGAAUCAGUGAAGUUUUAAAAUGUUGGGAUUGGGGGAUUGAAAAUAAUAAAGAAAAUAUUUUAUUUUAUAAUGAAAAAUCUAAAAUUCUAAUUGAAUAAGGACAGAUAGAAUAAGCACUUGAGGUCUGGGAUUUUGGGAUCUAAAAUAAUAAAAAUAUUCUUAAUUUUUAUGACUACAAAGCUUCUCUUUUAGAGUAAUUAGAAAGGUUUGAUGAAAUUAUAUAAUGUUGGAAUAAAGGAAUCAAAUUUAAUUAGAACAAUAUAUAUUUUUAUCGAGAGAAAGCUAACGCUUUAUUUGAAUAAGAUAGAUUUUCGGAAAUCUUAGACUGUUGGGACGAAGGAACAAAAUUAAAUAAAAACAAUACAAUUUUUUUCAAUUACAAAGGUUGA